Funneliformis caledonium is the source of this 221-nucleotide messenger RNA. The record is from the annotation of a GenBank genome assembly. Lineage: Eukaryota; Fungi; Glomeromycota; Glomeromycetes; Glomerales; Glomeraceae.
UGUCACCGGACGUUCAUUUCGCGGAAAAAACGUUUCUGAACACUCAAUUCGCAGAAAAAACGUCACCAGACGUUCAUUUAACGGAAAAAGUGUCUCCGGACGUUCAAUUCGCGGAAAAAACAACACCAGACGUUCAAUUCGCGAAAAAAGCAUCUCCAGAUGUUCAAUUCGCGGAAAAAAUGUCACCAGACGUUCAAUUUGUGGAAAAAACGUCACCGGAC